UCUGAUUUGGAAACCAUUGAAGGUUCAUUCCUCUGCAACCGUGAUCAGUGUAUCGGAGUGUAUCCGAAGUAAUCUUGAACCCUGAUUUCUGUAUAAAAGAGUGCACCCGGAGUAAUCUUGAACCUUGAUUUCCGUAUAUCAGAGUGCACUCGGAGUAAUCCUACAGAGAAAAACCGGAGAGUUGAAACUAAACCUUGAAAAAUCUGCGGGAUUUCAGAGAAGUUAUAACAUUUUCGACAGUGUUAAGAUUUAGAAUUUGCUUUUUCAGUUUAAAGAUAAGAGCGUGAAAAGUAUUUUCUACUGAGGGAUUAAACUUAGUUACAUAUCUCGAUCAGCAAAGCCAACAGGUGCAAAAUUUGGACAGAUUUUUGCAGUGGGCAAAAAUGAGUGGGUUCACGGAUUUUUCGCAGAUUCUACACUCCAGAAAUACAGAGAAAAUACAGAAGGUACCUGGAGGUCCUAUGGUAGAACUAGAGGAUGCAGAGCUCUGGGAUAAGUUUAAGAACCUAACGAACGAGAUGAUCGUCACCAAGAAUGGGAGAAGAAUGUUUCCAGUGAUUAAGGUUCGCAUCUCAGGAUUAGAUCCAUCCGCCAUGUACUCCGUCCUCCUUGAGUUCGUCCAGGUGGAGAACCACAGGUGGAAGUACGUGAACGGAGAAUGGUUGGCCGGCGGUAAGGCGGAGCCCGCCCCUCAGAACCCGGUCUACAUGCAUCCAGAUAGUCCUAACUUCGGAGCACAUUGGCAGAAUGAUCAAGUGAACUUUUCUAAAGUUAAGUUGACCAAUAAAACGAAGGGUUCGGGACAGAUUAUGCUGAACAGUUUGCACAAGUAUGAACCACGCGUCCAUGUUGUUCGGGUUCCCGGAGCUGCCGGCGACCCGCAGCAAGUCUGGAGCUUUCCAUAUCCGUCGACGCAGUUCGUUGCCGUGACCGCUUACCAGAACGAGGACGUGACCGCACUCAAGAUUAAACACAAUCCCUUUGCUAAGGCGUUCCUAGAUGCUAAGGAGCGUCCUGGAGCUCAAUCCCCUGUUACAAACCUUAGCUCUGGUCUACCUAGCUGGUAUAUGAACUCCAUGAACUCCAUGAACUCCAUGAACUCGAUGAACUCGAGGAAUAUGUCUAGGUCCAGGUAUACUCCGUAUACUCUACACCAUAGACCUGGAUAUAUUAAAGAAGAAUCAGCUGCCUAUUAUCCUGGAUGCUACGACACACCCUACACGUAUCCUCAUCCUGCAUACAGCGCUCCUUUAACCCCCUCAGCUCCAGGAUUCACUGCUCCGCCCACAUCUUCUCCAGGGAACUGUUCUAGCUCCUCCUCCUCUUCCCACCACUCACCUACUCCAGAUCAAGGACUCCAGUAUGAUUAUCAGUAUCAGUACUCAUCUCAUCAGUACUACGUCCCGGAGGAUUUUCUUCAGCUCUCACAGUUUGAUUAUUCAUACAACUCAGGGUAUCUUCCAACCCCACCCUCACACUCACCCGGAGCUGAAUACUCCCAACCUCAAACUCAUCUUCAUCCUCUAACAGAGUCUAAAUGUAAGAUCGAACCUCUGGAUUCAACUCAGGGUGCUAAUCUAGACACAGAGUCGUGGUUUGGUUCUAAUCUCAGAAUAAACCAGGACUCGGAGUCAAUUCUCUCAAUGGAGCAAAUCCACACAAACUUGGAUACCAGACCCCAUCUUCAGACCAGUCUGGAUACCAGAUCCCACCAUCAGACUAGCCUAGAUACCAGAUAUCAGCACCUGGAUACCAGAUCUCUGCAGCCAAGUCAAGAUUCUAGACCCCUUCAGCUUCUGUCCAACCUGGAGCAUCCGACCCAACCCAUUCUUUCCUCUGUCUCAGCAGCCAGACAAUCCUUACUUUCAUAGAGAACCAGAA
Eurytemora carolleeae is the source of this 1881-nucleotide messenger RNA. Its product is annotated as T-box-containing protein TBXT. NCBI's taxonomy places the organism in Eukaryota, Metazoa, Arthropoda, Copepoda, Calanoida, Temoridae. Gene Ontology annotation, cellular component: nucleus. The record is from RefSeq and is a predicted model, not a curated record. Gene Ontology annotation, biological process: positive regulation of DNA-templated transcription; mesoderm formation; cell fate specification. Gene Ontology annotation, molecular function: RNA polymerase II cis-regulatory region sequence-specific DNA binding; DNA-binding transcription factor activity, RNA polymerase II-specific. The transcript is spliced from 3 exons. The coding region runs from base 384 to 1871 and encodes 495 amino acids.